Molecule: messenger RNA, 1723 nt
Organism: Tripterygium wilfordii
Lineage: Eukaryota; Viridiplantae; Streptophyta; Magnoliopsida; Celastrales; Celastraceae
Product: ubiquitin-like modifier-activating enzyme 5
Exons: 15
Coding region: 131-1417 (428 amino acids)
Biological process (GO): protein ufmylation
Cellular component (GO): cytoplasm; cytosol
Molecular function (GO): UFM1 activating enzyme activity
Source: RefSeq, a predicted model, not a curated record
AUAAAUGCUUGCAAGAAAGGGAAGGAAUAUGUGAAAAGGAGACAUAAUCACGGCGAUAUAGGUGGGAUCUUUAGAUACUGAUAUUCACAUCGAUUAGGCUUUUCGAUAGGGAGAGCGAGAGAGAGUAGCAAUGGAGGCGGAAUUGGAAGUGAUCCGCGACGAUCUCCAAUCCCUCAGGCGAUCAUUGCAUGAUCCUUCUCACCGUGCUUCAAUCGAUAAGUUACAAUUGCAUGUUGAGCAUCUCACUGGUCUUGCAAAGUCUGCACCAGUUCGGCGAACCAAAGUCAAGGAUAUGAGUGCUGAGGUGGUAGAUAGCAAUCCUUACAGUAGGCUUAUGGCACUACAGAGGAUGGGCAUCGUGCAGAAUUACGAAAGGAUACGGGAGUUCUCAGUCGCCAUUGUUGGAAUUGGUGGUGUCGGCAGUGUCGCAGCUGAGAUGCUAACAAGAUGUGGCAUAGGUCGCCUUCUGUUGUAUGAUUAUGACAAAGUGGAGUUAGCUAACAUGAAUAGGCUAUUUUUUCGUCCAGAUCAGGUUGGCAUGACGAAGACUGAUGCUGCUGUUCAGACUCUCUCAGAAAUCAACCCUGAUGUUGUACUUGAGAGCUAUACGAUGAACAUCACAACGGUGCAAGAUUUUGAGACCUUUAUGUCAAGCUUAAAAAAUAAAUCAUUUCGCCCAAGUAAACCAGGAAGCGGUGUGGACCUUGUUUUGAGCUGCGUAGAUAAUUAUGAAGCGAGAAUGGCUGUUAACCAGGCUUGUAAUGAGUUGAAUCAAACGUGGAUGGAGUCUGGUGUAUCUGAGGAUGCUGUUUCUGGUCAUAUCCAACUGCUGAUCCCUGGAGAAACUGCUUGUUUCGCAUGUGCACCUCCUCUGGUUGUUGCAUCUGGGGUGGAUGAGCGAACACUCAAGCGUGAAGGAGUUUGUGCUGCAUCCUUACCUACAACCAUGGGAGUUGUUGCUGGACUUCUGGUUCAAAACACUUUGAAGUUCUUGUUAAAAUUUGGAGAUGUCUCCCCCUAUUUGGGAUACAAUUCUCUCAAGGAUUACUUCCCGACCAUGGAAAUGAGACCCAAUCCUCAGUGUUCAAAUGCAGCUUGUCUGGAGCGGCAGAAAGAAUACAUUCUUGCAAAACCAUCUAGAGACGCUGCGGCUAAAGCCAAAAUGGAGGCUGAAGCAUUGUCAGCUGAAGAAGAAGAAGCACUUCAUGCUGAUAAUGAGUGGAACAUAAGUAUUGUUGAUGAUAGUGAGCUGGAAAAGGUAGACGUCACAAGUUCAGAUGCUCUUCCUGAAGGCCUUACCCGUGAGCUGCCAGAGGCAGAUGAAUUUCACAAGUUCCCAGCUCCCAAAGAAACCAGUACUUCGGCUGAUGACAUUGAUGAUCUCCGGAGACAACUGGAUGCCCUUAAUGCUUUCUAAUGCCCAGUACCAAAACUUUGAAAACGGUUAGCGCCACAGGCCUGUGGGAAAAUUGAAUUGGUGUUGAGCAGAGAGCUCAACUCAAAUAAGCUAUAGGGAUUAUUGCAGAUAUGGCAGGCCUCUCUGUACGGUCCCUACGCUUAUAGAUUCUUUUGCUAGACCCCCCUCCCUUGUAAGAUAAUUAAACCUGGAGUUGCGAAUUCCCAAAUCAUUACAUGAACUCGUUAAGGUACAACACAAACACGAGGAUACACUACGCAUGCACAAAUUUUAUAGAGCUUCGGAGAAUGGUAGGGAUAACCCCCA